UGUGGCGCCGACGGCGGGUCGCGCUCCGUCGAAGACGUCCAGGCAGCGUGCAGGGAGCGUGCGCGGAACCCUCCAGGGAGCGAUCAAAGUGCGUCCAGGGAGAGUUCAGUCCGCCUCCAGGGAGCAUUCGGAGUGUGCCCCGAGGAAGCAGCCCCGGCUGCCUGACAGCAGACUAUGGCGGACCGCGUGUUCCCGACGCCGCCGCCGCGUCGCAAGAACUCGGCUGAUCAUGCGGCGACGCCGCCGCAACCGCGGCGGCCGCCGAAGCUGGACGUGGUGGCUGCGUCUUCGCCGCCGCCCGGCCGCCGAGCUGACCUGGAGGCCGGCCACCGUCAGCCCGGGCCGGCUCAGGCCGAGCCCUGGGGCCUCACCAUGCCCGCCGUGCUUUCCAGCAUGGACAAGACCAAGGUGGCCUCCUACCUGCAAAGUCGCAUGAAGGACGUGAAGGACGGCGCCUUUCAGACGGCAAAAAGCAGCCUCAGCUUCGGCGAGCGCUUCACGCUGGCCGUGCUGGACAAGAUGAAGCGGUGGUCGCGACGCGGCUUCACCCACAUCUUCCUCUUCGCCGUGCUCAUGUUGUACAACGCGAUCGGCGCCUGUGUGAUGAUGAUCCUGGAAAAGCCGGCGUCCGGGCAGCACAGGGACCUAAAUCAGCUGAAGCUGGACGUGGUAGAGCGUCUGCUGAACAGAACAGAUCCCGAGGCGGUCGUAAACGCGACGGAGUUCCGGCUGGAGGUGCAGAGUGAGAUCGAUGCCCUCCUCGAGACGUCUUUUGAGCAGUUUAACCUGUUGCGCUGGCACCCGGACCCGGAUGACAACCCGUGGGGCUUCUGGGGAUCCAUGUUCUUCUGUUUCACCAUUCAUUCGACCAUUGGCUAUGGCCACUUGUCGCCGGCCACCAGCGCCGGUAAGGCGGUCAGCAUCAUUUACGCGAUCAUCGGCAUCCCCAUCUUCCUGAUCGUGCUGGCCGACUAUGGCAAGCUGUUCACGCGCGGCCUCAAGUUCGUCAUGGCCGCCGCCUACCGGCUCUACCACACCAAGAGCUGUACGCGGGUCCGCCGCACCGCACCGGUCGAGCACAUGGUGAAGGGGAUCCAGGCGGCGUAUGACAAGACCGGACUGGGCGGUGACGAGCCAACGCAUGCCGAGCCGGAGGCCGACGACGACGUCGAGGCGGUCGUCCAGAUAGACGACGAGUUCAACCUGCCCGUCUCACUGGCGCUCUUCAUACUGCUCUCCUACCUCUUCAUCGGUGCCAUCAUGUUCGUGCUGACAGAGGACUGGUCGUACUUCGACGCCUUCUACUUCGUCUUCAUUUCCAUGACCACCAUCGGCUUCGGAGACCUGGUACCUUCGUCGGCUGGCGUGAUGAUGUGCACCACCCUCUACAUGAUCUUCGGCCUGGCGCUCACCAGCAUGUGCAUCAACGUGAUGCAGGAGAAGAUGACGCUGCACUUCAAGCACGCCAGCGUUAAGCUGGGCACGCGGUUCGGCGUCAGCGUGCCUGUGACGCCGGCGCCGCCCCUCAUCGAGGUGGCACCUGUGCACGGCAAGGACAAGUAGCGCGAACGGCGACAGCGAAGCCUGAGGAGACUGAGCGGCGCCGACAGACCGUCCGAUGGUGGCCGGUCUGUCGGCAGACCGUCCGGCGGUGGCCGGUCUGUCGGCAGACCAUUCGGCGGGGCCGGUCCGCCGGCAGACCAUUCGGCGGGGCCGGUCUGUCGGCAGACCGUCCGGCAGUGGCCGGUCUGUCGGCAGACCAUUCGGCGGGGCCGGUCUGCCGGACCGUCCAGGGGCCGCCGGACUGCCGCCCCGGCAUAACUCCGCCCUCAGUGAAGCAGGUGUCGCUCGUGCGCCCGCCACCUGAUUGACUGGGGCUGAAAGGUCUGACCUGAGGUCACGACCGCUCAAAGGUCACGUUUCGGCUCAGAGCUGCUGGCUGGUUCGGGGCCGCUCUGGCGAAGGAAGUUUUGUCAGCACCGUCCCCUAGUGCCUUCCAGGCGACCCCGACGAAUGGCCCGGCCAGCACCGCCCCUCAGUGCCUUCCAGGCGGCCCCAGUGUGAACUGGAUGAGAUUAUCGCGCAGCCGACGGCGGGAGAGUGCCGCCGGCUGGGGAAGUCGGAGUGUUUGUGUGUAAACGUCGGCGCGGUGACGGCACCGAUGCCACGAAUCGUGUGUUUGCGUGAAACCGUGGGACUGCGCCAGUGGUGUUUGCCGUGAAUCGACUCGCCUUUUUCGUUUAGUACGGCAAACCGCAUGCGCGUGAAUGUGACGACCGUUCACGUGUGCAUGAGUGACAGUGAUUUAUAGGGCUGUCACCGGUUCAAUACUAACUUUCUGGAAAAAGGUAGGCUGAUCAUGACGUGUGCAAAGAAUAACUUCCGCUUUUUUGCUUCCGUGAUUUGCAAACAUGGAGGUCGAUGGCGGCGAUGAUAAACUGCUUUCUCAAAGGUGGACGACGGUCGGGUUGUGCUGGCGGUCCGCGAGUUCUGGGCCAGUCAGCAUUCAACGAGAGAAGCCAACUGGACCGCUGUUUGAUUUUCAGACCGAGUUGUUUCCUGCUGAUGUAUGCCGUCACUUUACCUGAAUAUGGACAACGUUUCGA
Messenger RNA from Pollicipes pollicipes, 2606 nucleotides. Its product is annotated as TWiK family of potassium channels protein 7. The transcript is spliced from 4 exons. Gene Ontology annotation, cellular component: plasma membrane. Lineage: Eukaryota; Metazoa; Arthropoda; Thecostraca; Pollicipedomorpha; Pollicipedidae. The record is from RefSeq and is a predicted model, not a curated record. Bases 175 to 1563 code for a protein of 462 amino acids. Gene Ontology annotation, molecular function: potassium ion leak channel activity; outward rectifier potassium channel activity. Gene Ontology annotation, biological process: stabilization of membrane potential; potassium ion transmembrane transport.